AUGUUUCUGUGGCCUGUUCUCCGCGCCUCCGCCGCAGCGCCAUUUGGGACCCAGUGCCGCUGCCGCAGCGCUGCCGCCCAUCGCACGAUGCACGUCCUCGCGACCGUCGCCACAUGGGCGACUUUGGCGUCGGCCGAUUGGGCGUCGACCACGGUGGCCAACAGAAGUGCUGGAGAACAGCUGGCAAGUCAGCUGGAGGCAAGAUUGCAUCCACAGAACUAUUCCCUGGAGAGCACCCACCUGGAAGACAUCCGUUCCUUCUUCUGGUGGGACGGAGCACUUCAGGAAGAGGAUGAAGUCCGAGCCACGAUCGAUUCCGAUGUACCAUUCUCUGUUCUCUUGGAAGGUUUGUCGGCGGAUCAUCCCUAUGACUUGCCCAUGAUUGUGUCCAGUGCUCACUUGGAUUCCCAGGAGGAUCACAGUUCCCACAAGCACGCCAUGGCCUUGGCGUUGGUGAACGGCACCACCAUGGAGGUGGCCCAUGGAUUGGCCAAGUCCAUCGUGGAGGUGAAAUUUGCAGCAUGCGCUCAGGUGGCGAAACUGAAAGCAGACUCAGACAGCGAGUUCACCAUCACCUUGAAGACCUUAGGUGCUACCAAGGAACAGAUAGAGAUUGAAUUUGGCGGUUUAGAUUGGGAAUGGCAUCCUAUCCAAGCCAAUGAGAAAUACCUCAAGUGGAUCGAAGACAAUGUGGUGGUGCGGCCGCACGCAUCAGAACUCUGAGCCGGCGAAGGUUACGCAGGGCCAAAGGGCUCAGCGGUGGACGCUGGUGAUGUGCAGCUGAUGGCAUGGUGCCUGGACCCAUGGAGGGAUGGA
This is a messenger RNA of Cladocopium goreaui, 816 nucleotides long. The record is from the annotation of a GenBank genome assembly. Lineage: Eukaryota; Dinophyceae; Suessiales; Symbiodiniaceae.